Messenger RNA from Paralichthys olivaceus (Japanese flounder), 975 nucleotides. Its product is annotated as olfactory receptor 2AT4-like. Gene Ontology annotation, biological process: G protein-coupled receptor signaling pathway. NCBI's taxonomy places the organism in Eukaryota, Metazoa, Chordata, Actinopteri, Pleuronectiformes, Paralichthyidae. Gene Ontology annotation, cellular component: plasma membrane. Gene Ontology annotation, molecular function: olfactory receptor activity; G protein-coupled receptor activity. The record is from RefSeq and is a predicted model, not a curated record.
AUGAAAUUCACAAACUCCACAAAUAUAAAAGACUUUAUUAUCGUGGGAUUCCCUGGACUUCCGCCUGAGUAUUAUGGACCAGUGUCUGUUCUUCUUCUCCUCCUCCUCCUCGCUAUUUUGGUUGGCAACAGUUUCAUCUUAACUGUUAUCAUAUACGAGCAGACUCUUCACAAGCCAACAUACUUGAUUUUUUUUCACCUUGCAAUGACAGACAUCGCAUUUGGCUUAGUGACGCUGCCAAAAAUCAUUGCUAGAUAUUGGUGGAAUGACAUGAUAUCAUUAUUUGGAACCUGCUUUGCACAAAUGUAUUUUGUUCAUUCUUUGGGAGCCAUUCAUUCCUUCCUUCUGCUGAUCAUGGCUUUGGAUCGUUUUGUUGCCAUAUGGUUUCCUUUCCGAUAUCCUGUUUUGGUCACAAACACAACCAUUUGUAUUGCUUGUCUCCUAUGCUGGGUUUUAACCUUCAUCCGUAUGUUGGGGAUCGUGCUCCACGCCUUAACUCUGCCAUACUGCAACCUGAACGUCAUCAUGCAGUGCUACUGUGACCACAUAUCGAUAACUCAGCUGGGAUGUGGCGAAGAUGUUGCAUAUGUGAAACAAGUUUCAUUCGCAAAUGCCUUGGUCACCCUCCUGGUUCCUUUAGCAUUCAUCAUUUUUUCUUACUUUUCUAUCAUCGUUGCUGCUCUGAAAAUGUCUCAGAGCCACAAAGUCAUGUCCACCUGUGCUCCUCAGAUCUUUGUCACAUGUCUUUACUACGUGCCAAGAUGCUUUGUUUAUCUCUCUUACAACUUAGGAUUCACAUUCAGCAUUCAAGCUCGUGUUGUUAUCACGAUGAUGUACAGCCUCAUACCCGCUAUGGUUAAUCCAGUGAUUUACUGUCUCAAGACUAAGGACAUCAAAAUGGCUUUGACACAGAGGUUUAGAAAUAGAAAGAUAAGCAUCGCACACAAAACUGACCAUAAGCGUGUUCUCAAGUAA